ACGUCUUCAUCAGAAUGCCUGAUAAGCCUCUCAAGCCAGGUGAGGUGCUGAGUAUCCUCCUCUACCUGAUGUCCAACUCCACCGUGGAGCACUUCACGCUCAGGGUGAAGGCCAAGAAAGGUGUCAACCUGCUCAGCACCAAGUCGAGGAGUGGGCAGUGGCUGGGGGGCUGGGCGCUGACGGGUGGCAAGCACUCCACUGCCACCGUCGAUGUGUCCAGAGCAGAAGGUGCUGGGCCCAGGGAUGGGGACUCCUCCUCUGAGAUCAUGCAGCUGGAUUUUGAGAUGGAGAACUUCACCAGCCAGUCGGUGACACGCCGCAUCAUGUGGCACAUCGACUACCGCGGCCGCAACCCCCCGCCCGACCUGGAGAAGGUGGUGACAGAGCUGACAGUCAUCCAGAGGGACAUCAGGGCCAUUGUGCCCCUGGCCAUGGACACAGAAAUCAUCAACACAGCCAUCCUGACGGGGCGGACAGUGGCCAUUCCUGUGAAGGUCAUUGCCAUUGAGCUGAGUGGUGGCAUCGUGGACGUCUCAGCUAUGGUCGAGUGCAAGUCCAACAAUGAAGACAUCAUCAAGGUCUCCAGCAGCUGUGACUACGUGUUUGUCAGCGGGAAGGAGUCGCAGGGCUCCAUGAGCGCCCGAGUCACCUUCACUUACGAGCACCUCUCAGCCCCACUGGAGAUGACAGUGUGGGUGCCCAAACUGCCGCUGCACAUCGAGCUCUCGGACGCCCGGUUGAGCCAAGUGAAGGGCUGGAGGGUGCCCAUCCUGCCGGACAGGAGGUCGGUGCGGGACAGCGAGCACGAGGAGGACGAGGAGGAGCGGAAGCAGAACAGGGGCUGUGCCCUGCAGUACCAGCAUUCCACGCUGCAGGUUUUCACCCAGUUCCACACCACGGCAGCAGAAGGCACAGGGCAGGUGGUCACCAUGCUGGGGCCUGACUGGCUGGUGGAGGUCACUGACCUGGUCAGCGACUUCAUGCGUGUGGAUGACCCGCGGGUGGCCCACAUGGUGGACAGCUUCACGCUGGCUGGGAGGGAGCCAGGCACCACACUCUUCAAGGUUGUGUCCCCACUCGUGGAGGCAGUGCUGGGUGAGACACUGGUGACGGUGGCAGAGGAGAAGGUCAGCAUCACAGACCUGAAGGCCCAGGUGGUCUCCAGCCUCUCCCUGUCCCUUCACCCCAGCCCUGGCAAUAGUCACACCAUCAUUGCCCGGACGUCCGUGCAGCAGACCCUCAGCUUCUUCAAGCAGGAAGCACUCCUGAGCCUGUGGAUUUCCUACAGCGAUGGCACCACAGCUCCCCUCUCCCUCUACGACCCCAAGGACUACAACCUGGUGGUGAGCAGCCUGGAUGAGAAGGUGGUCUCGGUGACCCAGGACCGGGCGUUCCCCUUGGUGGUGGCAGAGAGCGAGGGCACGGGGGAGCUGCUCCGGGCUGAGCUGGUCAUCUGCGAGAGCUGCCAGAAGACCAAGCGCAAGAGUGUGCUCUUCACGGCCUUGGCCACGGUGCGGGUCCACUUUGGGUCCGAGGAGGACCCAACCUAUGACUAUGACCACGUGCCCAGCAAGCCAGGGCUGGGGGAGACGGGGGCGAGUACCACCCUGCGGGCAGAGGUGGAGAGGAAAGCAGACCCGAGUGAGGACAGUAGGAUGUCCAGCGCAUCUCAUCCCACUGAGGACUUCCCCACCAUCCCCACUGGCUUUGUCCAGGUGUCCCGGGGGCUGACGGACCUGGAGAUAGGCAUGUACGCCCUCCUGGGUGUCUUCUGCCUGGCCAUCUUGGUCUUCCUCAUCAACUGCAUUGUCUUUGUGCUGAAAUACCGGCACAAGCGCAUCCCGCCUGAAGGCCAGACCAACAUGGACCAUUCCCACCACUGGGUCUUCUUGGGCAACGGGCAGCCCUUGCGGGCUCACAAUGACCUCUCCCCACAGCCCGAGAGCCCAGGGAACCCCCUGGAAACAGGGACCCCCCUGGAAAAUGUCCAGACCUGCUGCCAUGGGGACCACCACAGCAGCGGGAGCUCGCAGACCAGUGUGCAGAGCCAGGUCCAUGGCCGUGGGGAUGGUUCCUCAGGGGGCUCCACACGGGACCAGAGCGAGGACCCGCUCAACUCACCCACCUCCAAACGGAAGCGGGUGAAGUUCACCACCUUUGCCACA
This is a messenger RNA of Acanthisitta chloris (rifleman), 2165 nucleotides long. RefSeq names its product transmembrane protein 132E-like. NCBI's taxonomy places the organism in Eukaryota, Metazoa, Chordata, Aves, Passeriformes, Acanthisittidae. The record is from RefSeq and is a predicted model, not a curated record.